AUGUAUAUUACAUAUUUUGCUAGAAAUGGGUUUAAUAAACAAUUUUCAAAAGUUAGCUUUUUGAUUUUUCAUUAUUUAAAACCCAAAUUCAUUUCUGUAAUUUAUUGUCCAAUGCUUAUAUUCUUCCUUGCUAUUACAGCUCAUUCUCAGUGUCAAAAA
Messenger RNA from Entamoeba invadens IP1, 159 nucleotides. RefSeq lists its product as hypothetical. The transcript has a single exon. NCBI's taxonomy places the organism in Eukaryota, Evosea, Mastigamoebida, Endamoebidae. The record is from RefSeq and is a predicted model, not a curated record. The annotation marks the transcript as partial.